CAGAUAGUAGCGAGAUGGAAGAAAAUAGCAACAAUAACAACAACAACAACAAUAAUAAUAAUAAUAAUAGUGGCAGUAGUAGCAACGCAAGCAACGGCAACCCUAUUUAUAGAGAUUUCAAAGCUCUCCACAUGUCUAAUACAAUACAGGAUACACCUUUGGAUUAUAAUACCUCGCAAUCUAGGAGUGGCUAUCAACAGCAACAACAACAACAACGUGGUUAUUCCCCAGCUAUGGAGAGACAACAGAAUUAUGAAAAGGAAAUGCAACAGAGGCCACCAUCCGUUAGGGACGAGGAUAGAAGAAUGUCUUGGGAUUAUCUUGAAAAACAGAAUGAUCAACAGAAGGAUUAUUCGAGAACGCGAAACGAUUAUCAGGACACGAUAAAGCAAGAGCCAAAGGACCAAUUGAGUCACGAGUGGGUGUCACUCGUUCCCGAGGUCGAGGUCGGUGGUUCAGCGCCUGGUGGGCCGCAAGUUCGAGCACGCAAAGAUAUACCACGGGGUACCAGAUUUGGUCCUUUUUCCUGCAAGUGGGUGAGCGAGCCUUUCAAUCCCCGUUACGCUUGGGAGGUUCGAAUAGUCGGCAGCGGUGUACGAGGAUGGUUGGACGCUUCUCACGAAAGGAGCAAUUGGUUAAAAUACAUACGCAGUACAGCAACGCCUCAUCUAAUCAAUUUGCGGCAUAUACUUAUUGGAGGAGAGAUAUUAUACGAGACCAUUCGAGACAUCGCAAUUGGUGAAGAGCUCCUACUAGGUCUACGAGAACCUCUCCAAUUACAAGACAUCCUUGGUGAGAAUGCUACCGAAGAUAGAAGCGACAGAGAAACCGCAUCUCAACAUAGCGGUACAGUCGAUGAAGACAGAGAGGACGAAGAGGAGAGCGAGACGAGAUGUACUGUCUGUGACAAACCCUUUCAAGACAUAGAUUUAUUGGACGGACACCUGGUGACUUGUCAUAGAUAUCCAGCUGAUCAACACCGGUGCGACGAUUGUCCACGUGGUUACGCUUGGCGAGCACUUUUAGUUCGUCAUCGAGCCAUUGUUCACGGCGAUCGAAGGAAUUAUCCUUGCGAAAAUUGCCCGAGGUCGAACACCCGACAGGUUUUUACGGACCCGUCUAAUCUCCAACGUCACAUACGUUCGAAUCACGUUGGGGCGAGGAGUCACGCAUGCACCGAAUGCGGGAAAACGUUCGCCACGAGUUCCGGAUUGAAGCAACACACUCACAUUCACAGCAGCGUUAAGCCAUUUCAGUGCGAGGUCUGUUUCAAGGCGUACACUCAGUUCUCCAAUCUUUGCCGACACAAACGCAUGCACGCGGAUUGUCGCAUGCAAAUAAAGUGCGUCAAAUGUGGACAAUCCUUCAGCACGGUUACGUCACUGUCGAAGCAUAAACGUUUCUGCGAUUCAACGACACCGACUGGCCCACCAGGAACAAUGCCGCAAUUACCAACUUCGGCGCCUAGUCCUUUCCUCGUUUAUCCGAGACCACCGGUCAGUCUACCAGGUGGUUUACCAUUUUAUCCGCCUAGCCUGAUGACACCGUAUCCCGGGAUAUUUCCAAAUGCACCGAACUUUCUAAACUCCCCGUUACUUUUCCCACCUAAACUCGACGACGGUGAUAAAAGAAGCGAGAGCCCGAAGAAGGAACGUUUCACCCCGCCAAGAAUUCAUCCACAACACAGUAAGAUAUCGCCGUCGGCCGGCGAGGAGGCAACCUCGUUGUUCAGGCCGUCACCGGCCAGGCCACUCGUUCACCCAACGUCAGAGUCCGAAGACGAUCAGAGCAAGCGUCGUGAGAACCUUGGAAAGUCGGUAGAAAAAAAAAUGGAAAUCGAAACGGCGACGAAUUCUACGACCGAAGAAUCGACAGAUCAGCCUUUAGAUCUGAGGGUGCAAACGAAGAAGCAGGACGUAUCGAUAGACGAGAGAAAGAGUCGUAGUCCUUCGCCAGCGCCAAUAACCGUCGAGGAACCUCCGCCACCACCUGUGGAUCCACCGAGAACGACCGAAGAGGAAAAUGUCGUACCGAUCCCAUCGAUGGCUGUCAUCGAUACGAAGGACGUAACGAGUAGUCCGCGUCUCAGAACGAAUCUUUCAACAACGGAUCAAACGCCAACGAAUACCCCUCCGCACAUGGCGUAUCCCAGACCGAUACAUCCGAUGUUUCUGGAAGCCAUGUAUCGUACACCUGGAAGUACUUUUCCUGCAUUCCCAGGUGCUCCUCCUACGGCAGGAGGUGCUUCGGCCGAAUCGAGAUUAUUACCACCUCUUCCACCGUUCGGGCCACCCCGUGGACUUCCUUUUUUAGGGACACUAAUGAACGGGCUCAGCGGCGCCAGGCCAGGAGGGGGAUUCGACCUGCUUGCCAGGCCGCCGAUGGGUGCGUUCCCCGGCGUGAAACCGUUUCAAGAUGCCGUAAUGCCACCCCAUCACCAUCAUCAUCACCAUCACCAUCAUCACGCGCACGGUAAGAUAAAGGAUCGUUACUCGUGCAAGUUUUGCGGAAAGGUAUUCCCGAGAUCGGCGAAUCUUACUAGGCAUUUACGUACCCACACCGGCGAACAACCUUACAAGUGCAAAUACUGCGAAAGAUCGUUCAGUAUAUCCAGCAACCUACAACGACACGUUAGGAAUAUUCAUGACAAGCAACGACCGUUCAAGUGUCCCCUUUGCGAGAGAUGUUUCGGUCAACAAACCAAUUUGGAUAGACAUUUGAAAAAGCACGAGGCAGACGAUGGCAGCGGUGUUGUCUCCGUAGCUGAUUCUCCUGGCAGUAGCAACGAGAACGAACGAGAGGACACGUAUUUCGACGAGAUCAGAUCGUUCAUGGGUAAGGUAACUUAUGGUGGUGAACCUGGUUAUCAUUUGCCACCUCAUCCAGCAUAUUUGUCCGGUCGUUUGCACGAUAUACAUGAGUCCAAAAUGGAAACUGAAUACGACGAGGACGAGGACAGCGAGGAAGGCGUUUCACCUCUCGAAGAGGCUGACGGUCUUUCGCCCUUAGAGACCAAAGAUUCUCCAUCGCCGUCCCAAUACGAUCUUAAGCUGAGAGACAAACAGGAAUUGCUCAACAAUAAUACAGCCGAACCGGUUAUCGAGAUCUCCACAUAACCGAAAGAUCGUAUUGACUGAUAACUACUCGCUUAUACCUCCUUCUCUAACCCUGAUCAUUUAAUCUCCGACGAUGGAAUAAAUGGAACAACGAUACUACGAUCGUCUCUUCAAGAUCCAAUCAACGAUGAAGAUUUAUCAACGCGAUGAUGGAGUUCGUUCGUUCGUUCGUUCGUUCGUUCGUUCGUUCGUUCGUUUCAGCUGAACGAAACAACUAUAGUGUGAAAAGAGAAAAAAGAAGAAAGAAAAAAAACGAACGUCUUUCGUUCCUCCCUCUUUUCCAUUUUCUUUUUACUACCCCUCUUCGUGUGUGGUUCUUUUUUUUUUUUGUUGUUGUCUUAAUCCAUCAAAGACACAUGAGUGGACAAAAAUGUAAUACACUUUGUUAACGUGUAUAACAUUUAUUCUCGAGCGAGUUGCACGGCCGGUUGGACGAGUUUUAUGGGAAAAAAAAAAAUAAUAAAA
Vespula pensylvanica (western yellowjacket) is the source of this 3581-nucleotide messenger RNA. Its product is annotated as histone-lysine N-methyltransferase PRDM16-like. The transcript is spliced from 7 exons. Lineage: Eukaryota; Metazoa; Arthropoda; Insecta; Hymenoptera; Vespidae. Gene Ontology annotation, cellular component: nucleus. The record is from RefSeq and is a predicted model, not a curated record. The coding region runs from base 15 to 3116 and encodes 1033 amino acids.